Messenger RNA from Labrus mixtus (cuckoo wrasse), 1100 nucleotides. It is a transcript of the gene nrn1la, whose product is annotated as neuritin 1-like a. NCBI's taxonomy places the organism in Eukaryota, Metazoa, Chordata, Actinopteri, Labriformes, Labridae. Gene Ontology annotation, biological process: neuron projection extension; nervous system development. The record is from RefSeq and is a predicted model, not a curated record. The transcript has 3 exons. Gene Ontology annotation, cellular component: plasma membrane. Bases 54 to 716 code for a protein of 220 amino acids.
CGAUCCUCCUCCUCCCCUUUGGCACGGACGCGCCCUCCCCUUCUGUGGAGCGGAUGAGGCGCACCGUGGAUGCUCUCACAGCGGGCAGAGAGCUGCACACGGACAGUAGGGAGCGGGACAGCGCGGACUGCCUCUUUGUUUUUGGAACUUUGGAAUUGUUGGGCCACGCUGAAACUUGUGAGGGUGGAGGACGACUUGUGCGGGUCAGCAUGGCAUCACUGAUGAACUCAGCGUGCUCCCUCUUCUUGCCUGUUGCUCUGCUACUGAUGCUGAGCCAAUGCCCUGCUGCUGCAUAUUCAACCAGAAGGUGUCACUCCAUCUAUAAAGGAUUCGCUCAGUGUCUGAUGUCCCUUGGCGACAGUCUGACUGACAACGCCCGCAAGGACGAAGACACACAUGAGAUACACUCCAUCUGCAGAUCCUGGGAUGAGUUUCACGACUGCGCCAACGUAGCAAUGGCUGGCUGUCCAGAUGAAGCAGCAGCUGUCUGGGAAUCUCUACGGCAAGAAUCUAAGAAGAUGCAGUUCUCCGGAAACCUGUACGAUAUGUGCUCCAACCGCAACAGCCAUGCGGUAGCCUCGGCCUCCCCACGCGACUCACCCAAUCAGGAGGAGAUCAACCAGGAGUCUCUAAGGGGGCAUACUGAUCAUCUGGCACGCAGCUCCCACCUUCUUGUGCUACUGGCUCCUCUACUGUUGCUGUUGUUUUGUAUAUAACUAUCCCAGAGACAUGGGACUAGUGUGAAUAUAUAUAAACUUUGUGUAUUUUCCUCCCACAAUUCCAUAGACUCUCAGCCUUUUUUUUGUCCUCUGCUUUGCCAGGGGCUGAAUAUUUCUAUCUGCAUGCUCAGAGGCCCAGCAGUCUUUUUGGUAUAGCCUGUGCCGUGUCAUGCAUAUUCUCUGCAUUUCUCUCUGUUGGAAUCCCUCAUAAGAUUCAUACAGCGAUACACGCCACAACACAAGAAGGCUUUUAAACACGUUCAUAGUUAAACAGAAUACAGCAACCCCAUGCAGUCUGUCUUAUCCCCUAUCUCUUGCCAUGCUGUUGUAUGAGAUUGUAUACGAUGGUUCCAGGGUAGUCUGUCCACCUGAGUGUCUUAG